This is a messenger RNA of Fusarium keratoplasticum, 1407 nucleotides long. RefSeq names its product Aa-trans domain-containing protein. NCBI's taxonomy places the organism in Eukaryota, Fungi, Ascomycota, Sordariomycetes, Hypocreales, Nectriaceae. Gene Ontology annotation, biological process: amino acid transmembrane transport. The transcript has 5 exons. Gene Ontology annotation, molecular function: amino acid transmembrane transporter activity. The record is from RefSeq and is a predicted model, not a curated record. Gene Ontology annotation, cellular component: vacuolar membrane. The coding region runs from base 1 to 1407 and encodes 468 amino acids.
AUGACAACAAGACGAGGUGGAAAAGAAGACACAGAGGAGGGACUCGCCACUCUGCCUUCCGGAGCGGGGGAAGUCGACAACGAUCCUACACUCGCCCACGAUGCAGUCUUUGGCAACAUUACCGAGAAAGGACCCAACUACCGCGACGUCGGAUGGCUUGGCUCGGCUGCCCUCAUGAUGAAGUCCCAGAUCGGCCUCGGCGUCCUCUCGAUCCCCUCCGCGUUUGACGCGCUGGGCAUCAUCCCGGGCAUCAUCUGUCUCUUAACCGUUGCAGCACUGACGAGCUGGUCGGACUAUGUGAUUGGCAUGUUUAAGCUGAGGCAUCGAGAGAUCUGGGGCAUUGAUGAUGCCGCUGGGCUCAUGUUUGGUAAAGUUGGGCAAGAGUUCCUCGGCGUUGCGUUUGUUCUAUAUACCAUCUUUGUUGCUGCGUCGGGGAUUCUUGGCAUCUCGAUCAGUUUAAACGCCAUGUCGACUCACGGAGCCUGCACCGCGGUCUUCGUCGCCGUGUCCUCCAUCGCAGUCUUUGCCUGCAGCAGUAUCCGAACACUGGCAAAUAUAAGCUGGCUUGCCUGGGGCGGCAACUCGUCAGUCUACAUCGUCACCAUCGCCGCAGCAGUCCAAGACCGUCCUUCAGAAGCCCCCCAGGAGGGAGUCUGGGUGUCCGACUACAAGCUCUCCAACAACCCCAGCUUUGCCGACGCCAUCUCUGCCAUCUGCACCUUUGUGUUUGCCUACGCCGGCACGCCGCUCUUCUUCCCCACCGCGGCUGAGAUGCGAGAUCCGCGGCAGUACACCAAGGCGUUGGUACUCUGCCAGUCGACCGUCACAGCUACGUACAUCAUCAUCGGCAUCAUGGUGUAUUACUACUGUGGUUCUUAUGUUGCUUCGCCGGCUCUGGGUUCUGCGGGGCCUGUUAUUAAGAAGAUUGCUUAUGGACUUGCUCUCCCUGGUCUUCUUGCUGGUGCAACCAUCAAUGCCCACGCCGCAAGCAAGUACCCGUUUAUCCGCUUCCUCCGCGGAUCGAGGCAUCUAACCGCCAACACAUUCACCCACUGGGCAUGCUGGCUCGGCUGCACAUUCACAGUCUCCCUAAGCGCCUACGCCAUUGCAAGCGGUAUCCCCAUCUUCCACGCCCUCGUGUCGCUCGUGGGAGCCCUCCUAGGCACGCUCAUGUGCUUCCAGCCGAUGGGGUGCAUGUGGCUGUACGACAACUGGAGCAGGGGCCGUUCCGGGAAGAGGACCCUCGGAUGGACUGUCCAGGCCUGUGUUGCUGUGUUUGUCGUCGUCUCGGGAAUGUUUCUCACAGUUGCUGGGACGUAUGGGACUGUUGUUGGGGUCAUCAAGGCUUUCAAGGAGACGAAAGGGGCGGCGGCUUGGUCGUGUGCCGACAACUCCAACUCUGUAUAA